Molecule: messenger RNA, 1620 nt
Organism: Adineta steineri
Lineage: Eukaryota; Metazoa; Rotifera; Eurotatoria; Adinetida; Adinetidae
Source: the annotation of a GenBank genome assembly
AUGACAACAACACCUGCACCUAUAGGUCCUCAUAGUCGUAAAAAGGUCUCAUAUUAUUAUGACUACGAUGUGGGAAAUUAUUAUUACGGACAAGGUCAUCCAAUGAAACCACAUCGUAUACGUAUGGCACAUAAUUUAAUUCUUAAUUAUGGUCUCUAUCGUAAAAUGGAAAUUUAUCGUCCACAUAAAGCAUUUGCUGAUGAAAUGACACGUUUUCAUAGUGAUGAAUAUGUUAAAUUUAUAAAAAAUGUUCGACCGGAUAAUAUUAUGGAAUUUAAUAAACAAAUGCAAAGAUUUAAUGUUGGGGAAGAUUGUCCAGUAUUUGAAGGUGUGUAUGAAUUUUGUCAAAUAUCAGCGGGUGGUUCAUUAGCCGGUGCAGUUAAACUUAAUCGAAAACUAACUGAUAUUGCUAUUAAUUGGGCUGGUGGUCUUCAUCAUGCAAAAAAAUCUGAAGCAUCGGGUUUUUGUUAUAUUAAUGAUAUUGUUUUGGCUAUACUUGAAUUACUCAAAUACCAUCAACGAGUACUUUAUAUUGAUAUUGAUGUUCAUCAUGGAGAUGGAGUUGAAGAAGCAUUCUAUACAACCGAUAGAGUAAUGACAGUAUCAUUUCAUAAAUUCGGAGAAUAUUUUCCAGGUACAGGUGAUCUUCGGGAUAUUGGUGCCGGACGAGGUAAACAUUAUGCUGUUAAUUUUCCAUUACGUGAUGGAAUUGAUGAUGAUACGUAUGAAACAAUUUUUAAACCGGUUAUGACGAAAGUUAUGGAAACAUAUCAACCGAAUGCAAUUGUAUUACAAUGUGGUGCUGAUUCACUUACUGGAGAUCGUCUUGGUUGUUUUAAUUUAACUCUUAAAGGACAUGGAAAAUGUGUAGAAUUUAUUAAAAAUUUGAAUUUACCUUUAUUACUCCUCGGUGGUGGAGGUUAUACUAUUCGAAAUGUUGCACGUGCAUGGACAAAUGAAACAGCUAUUGCACUUGAUCAAGAAAUUUCAAAUGAUUUACCAUAUAAUGAUUAUUUUGAAUAUUAUGGACCAGAUUUUAAAUUAAAUAUAAAUCCAUCAAAUAUGCCAAAUCAAAAUAGUGCAGAAUAUUUAGAUAAAAUCAAAAUAAAACUUUUUGAUAAUCUUCGAAUGAUACCUCAUGUACCUGGUGUUCAAAUGCAAUCUAUUCCGGAUGAUUUUAUGGAUGUUGAUCGAGGUGUAGAUGAAGAUAAAGAUAGUAAUCCAAAUAAACGUAUUUCACAAGUACAAAAAGAUCGUCGUAUUGUUGAUGAACGAGAAUUAUCAGAUUCAGAAGAUGAAGAUGGUGAUAAACGACGUAAUCAUUCAAAUGCAAGAUACAUUUCAAAUAAACGUAAAGCUAGUUCGGAUUCUUUAAAUGGUAUAACACUCAAUGGCAAUGCAAAAGUUUUAGCUACUGAUUCAGUUGUAAAUACAACCGUUACUCAAAUAACAAAGACUACAGAAGCAACUGUUGUUGUUCCAUCGGUAAAUGGAAAUGAAAUGUCAACAGAAAAUUCAGUUUUAACAACAACAACAACAACAAUUGUAAAUGGUAAUGUAGGAACAGAAGCUGUCACUGCUCCACCUAAAGAUGGUAUGGAUACAUCAGAAACAUCGUAA